Molecule: messenger RNA, 873 nt
Organism: Oryctolagus cuniculus (rabbit)
Lineage: Eukaryota; Metazoa; Chordata; Mammalia; Lagomorpha; Leporidae
Source: RefSeq, a predicted model, not a curated record
UUCAAGAACAUCACUUAAAUACACGAUUUUUCUUUUUCUUUUUAUAUUACAUUCUCAACUUUCGGAUUCCAUAGCCUCCAGCUCAGCUGCAUGAUCCUGCGCCGUUCUUAAACAAACACACCUGUGCCUGCACUGCACGGAGCUUGGAACAUCAGUUCCCAUGGCAGUUUCUCACACGACUCUGUGGAGGUUCAUUUCUGGGAUCUUGGGAGUAAUAUGUGUUUUGCUGAUGGCUACUUUGGGAAUUGUGUUGAAAAACUCAUUUGCUAAGCAGAGUAAUCAGACAACCUUCUCUUCAGAGCCCAUGAUGGAACUCCAGGAAGGCCCUGAUUGCUGUUCUUGUCCAGACGGGUGGAUUGGGUAUCAGUGCAACUGUUACUUCAUUUCUAAUGAAGCGAGAACUUGGGAAGACAGUAGGCAUUUCUGUGCUGUUCAGAAUUCCAGUCUACUUAAGCUCCAAAACAGAGAUGAACUGGAAGAUUUUUGGAACCACAGUCAACACUUUUACUGGAUUGGACUCUCCUAUAGGGAGGAACAUGGUGCCUGGUUGUGGGAGGAUGACUCUGCUGUCUCCCAGCAUCUAUUUCCAGUGUUUCAAGGUUUAACUCCAAAGAGCUGCAUCCUGUAUAGCCCAAGAAAAAAUGUUUUGAGUGAAGACUGUAAAAGUAGUUGUUAUUAUAUCUGUAAGAAAUAGCUUAUUUAGGUGCUCUUGAGACAAUGGGAGUGAGCAAUAAAGAUUCAGGAUUACUGAGAACUGUGCCUUUAUCAUAAUACUAAUAAUCUAUUAUUGGGGUCUAUAAAAUGUUUCCAACUGUGUCUUGUCAUACAACUUUCUUUUUAAAAUUUUUUUUAUUUAAUAAAUGUGAAUUUACA